AAUGGAAAUAACUAAGAAAAAAUGUCAAAUUGGGAAUUUUAUGAAAGUAAAUUAGAGUGGAAAAGGUUUUUAAAUAAAACAAAAAAGUAUGAAAAUAAUUAGUUGGACCUUUUUUUUUUUUUUGAUGGUAUAAUUAGUUGGACAUUUUUGUAAAAAUACGCAACAUAUAAUAUAACACGUCCUCCAAAACCCUAGCUUCUUCUCUGCUAUUGCUGCCGGAGAGAAAAAUCGUAGAGAAAUCCUCACAGCUCAAAAAUGGUGAAGUUCUUGAAACCGAACAAGGCAGUAAUCCUCCUGCAAGGUCGCUUCGCUGGCCGGAAGGCGGUGAUCGUGCGUUCCUUCGACGAUGGCACCAGGGAACGCCCCUACGGCCACUGCCUCGUCGCCGGCAUCUCCAAGUACCCAGCCAAGGUCAUUCGCAAGGACUCUUCGAAGAAGAUUGCUAAGAAGUCUCGCGUCAAGGCGUUUGUCAAGCUGGUGAACUACAGUCACGUUAUGCCCACCCGGUACACCCUCGAUGUGGACCUCAAGGAUGUGGUGACUGCCGAUGCGCUGCAGUCGAGGGACAAGAAGGUGACUACGGGGAAAGAGAUCAAGAAGAGGUUCGAGGAGAGGUUCAAGACUGGGAAGAACAGGUGGUUCUUCUCCAAGCUCAGGUUUUGAAUCUGGUUAUGGUUUAUGCUAUGUUUUCCUUGAAUUUAUAGAUUUUAUAUGAUAUCUGGAAUUUUGAGCAGUUUUUAGUUUAUUAGCAUUUCAAGUUUUGUGAACGAGAUAUAUUGAUUUAAUGAUUUACGAUUGUGAUUCUUGUUUUUAUUCGAUUUUUCGCAUUCUGUUGUGAUUCAGAGGUUGAAGGAACUCUCUUUCUUAACUCUACGCAAUAGGUUGAAGUUAUGCUUGAUUUAGUUGAAUGCAGAUGUGUUUGUUUUGGUUUUCUGUACCUUGAGCAGAGAUUUUUACGUUUGGGGAUAUUGAGAUUGCCUUUGGCUGCUCCAUUUGAGAAUUAAUUAUACUGCUUCAUUAUUUUGAAAAUGCUGUUGAUGAAUUGGAUGGUGUACAAGUGUGAUGAUGCUUUUAAGUCUUCAUUUUCUGCAGCAUCUUGGUCACACACUAUAUGUCGUUCUGGAUGCCAUUUGAU
Rubroshorea leprosula is the source of this 1135-nucleotide messenger RNA. The record is from the annotation of a GenBank genome assembly. Lineage: Eukaryota; Viridiplantae; Streptophyta; Magnoliopsida; Malvales; Dipterocarpaceae.